AUGAGCGUUAACGAGCGCAUUUCAAUAAAUAUGAUGAACGUAGGGAAGUGCAAUAAAUGUAACAUCGUCAAUGACGAGGUGUUGUCAUAUAUACAAAAUAAAAUAUCGAUCGCAGACGAGGAAACUCUAGUGCGUAUUUGUAAGUCGGCAUUUACAAGUGAGGAUAUCAAGAACUCGAAGACACUUUUGUUUGAGUCUAUCCCAACGGACAAAAGAAAAAUAUUACGAAAGAAUAAAGGGAAAGAAGAGCGUGACGUAGCAGAUAUGAUAAACUUAUUUAAAACUACGGAGCCCGACCUUAUCCCAGUUUUUGUGGCAAGACAGUUAGAUAAACUACCACCAAUCUUAUGGGAUCAUUUAUACUGUUCUAAACUGUUGAAGGACAUGAUAACGAUGAAGACUGAAAUCGUAGGCAUAAAGUCGACUUAUGCUACGCUAGAGUGUGUAAAUGAACUAAGAACGGAAGUCUAUGAGCUAAAAACCGAUUCCCAACCGCCGGCGUCAGCUUUCAAAAUGAAUAUGAAACGAGGUGCGUGGCACCAGUGGACAGAGACAGUGGACCGAUGGAACUCUCACAUGAUUAUGAUAUGUUGCCCAAUGAGAUAA
Parnassius apollo (apollo) is the source of this 606-nucleotide messenger RNA. The record is from the annotation of a GenBank genome assembly. Lineage: Eukaryota; Metazoa; Arthropoda; Insecta; Lepidoptera; Papilionidae.